This is a messenger RNA of Entelurus aequoreus (snake pipefish), 1023 nucleotides long. RefSeq names its product cytokine receptor common subunit beta. Gene Ontology annotation, cellular component: external side of plasma membrane; membrane. Gene Ontology annotation, biological process: cytokine-mediated signaling pathway; immunoglobulin mediated immune response. The transcript is spliced from 7 exons. NCBI's taxonomy places the organism in Eukaryota, Metazoa, Chordata, Actinopteri, Syngnathiformes, Syngnathidae. The record is from RefSeq and is a predicted model, not a curated record. Bases 1 to 1023 code for a protein of 340 amino acids. Gene Ontology annotation, molecular function: cytokine receptor activity; protein binding.
AUGAAACAUGACGACGGAGGCCCGGCACACGCCUGCAUGCUGUCAAACACCAGCGGAGGUUUCUACUCCUGCUCUGUGUCAACAAACACAACGGACUCGUCUCGUCCCGAGUGCUUGAAGGAUUAUGACUUCUUUCUGAUCUCGCUCUGUGGAAAACGAAGCGAUGGCGCGGAGACCUGCGAAAUGCUAGAUGGCCGCUACAAAGCAGCCUCAAACAUUACACCGAACGCACCAUGCUGCCUCACCGCCAGACACAACUCAAGUCAAUACCACUUUGCAUGGAAACACACCUACGAGAAAUGUUUCUCCACCUUCAAGAAACACCUAACCUACCAACUUCGUUUCUACAAAAGACAGGACAAACAUGGGAUCAUUCAUGACAUCAACAUCGACACUUUGUACUCCUCCGUGAAUGAUAGUUUAUUGGUGGCGGACACAGAAUACGCUGCCAAAGUGAGGUCCAAGCCAGGUGCCCCUCCUUUCUUUGGAGACUGGAGUGACUGGUCCAGUGAGGUCCACUGGAGGACACCCAGUAAUCAAGCAGGAUUUCUCAAGGUCUUCAUAACUUUAGGUGUCAUGGCCACACUUGUCUUGCUUUUGUGCUGUGCUCUGUUUGAAAAGUGGAGACGAGGUGCCUUCAUCCCAACACCAGUGCUCUACUGCCAAGGAGAUUUUAGGAACUGGGCAGACACUCAAACAAACACGACUGCCAUGCUGAAGCCAGAAGAGAUGCUUCAUAUUGACAGCCUGACAUCCAAAGAAGUCCACAGAGAGGAGAGACCAUCACAGAAUAAGAGGACUACAUAUGAAAACAUUGGCGAUCCUGAAUGUGAUGCUACUCCGGUGGGUGACAAAGUGAGAACUACACCGAGCACCAAUUUAUCACCUUUUCAGGAUAAGACAGGGUUCAACAGUGUUCCCCCCACUGAGGGAGAUUCAUCCUGGUACUGCCAUGAAUACUGCACACUUAGCACUUUUCAGCAGCACAAGCUAACGGCAAGAAAUUGCCAAAUGUUGCCAUAA